CUUGUCUAGUUCUAAAGAAAACCUCAUUUUAAAAGAGGCAAGUAAAAUUGUUAGCAUAUUUUACGAUAGUUAUUCAGAAAGUUAUUUAUGUAUUAUUCAUUAUAUGGCACCUGAAGUUUUAUUAGGUCAAAAGUUUACAGAAGCUACCAAUAUUUAUAGCUUUGAAGCCAUCACGUCAGAAAUAUCAAGUGGACAAAGACCUUCUGAUG
This is a messenger RNA of Racocetra fulgida, 209 nucleotides long. The record is from the annotation of a GenBank genome assembly. NCBI's taxonomy places the organism in Eukaryota, Fungi, Glomeromycota, Glomeromycetes, Diversisporales, Gigasporaceae.